This is a messenger RNA of Pimephales promelas (fathead minnow), 1400 nucleotides long. RefSeq names its product somatostatin receptor 3b (gene sstr3b). The record is from RefSeq and is a predicted model, not a curated record. Gene Ontology annotation, molecular function: somatostatin receptor activity; neuropeptide binding. Gene Ontology annotation, biological process: neuropeptide signaling pathway. Gene Ontology annotation, cellular component: neuron projection; plasma membrane. NCBI's taxonomy places the organism in Eukaryota, Metazoa, Chordata, Actinopteri, Cypriniformes, Leuciscidae.
CUUCUCCAGAGUCGCUCGUACAGGUCGACACACACACACACACACACACGAGGUGAAGCCUACUAACGAUCAGAUGGGCGGCUGCUGAGAGUCAUUCGCUCUAACAACGAUGGAGGUUCAUCGAAUAACAUCACAUCCCUCCACGACAGAAGCAGAAUUGUGGAUUAACUCGUCCUCCUCGUUGCUCUCUCCGAGUGAGAACUGGACCGACAGCGGAUCGGCGCAUCACGGCCCGGGAGUCGCCGGGAUCCUAAUCCCGCUAAUCUACAUCACGGUGUGUGUCGUCGGCCUGAUCGGAAACACUCUCGUCAUCCACAUCGUUCUGCGAUAUUCCCAGGCGGAGUCUGUGACGAAUAUUUACAUUCUCAAUCUGGCCAUCGCAGACGAACUCUUCAUGCUGGGUUUACCGUUCCUCGCCGUGCAGAACGGCCUGCUCUCGUGGCCCUUCGGAUCGCUAAUGUGUCGUCUGGUCAUGACGGUGGACGCCAUUAACCAGUUUACUAGCAUCUUCUGUCUGACGGUGAUGAGCAUCGACCGAUAUCUGGCUGUGGUGCAUCCGCUCCAGUCCUCUAGGUGGCGCCAGCCCCGUGUGGCCAAGACUGUGAAUGCGACCGUAUGGGCCGUGUCUUUCGUUGUGGUUCUUCCGGUUGUGGUUUUCGCCGGCGUUUUGAAGGACGACGGGAAUUGCAGCAUCGUGUGGCCGGAGCCGGCGGAGGUUUGGAAAGCGGCGUUUAUAAUCUACACUUCGACUGUCGGGUUUUUCGGCCCGCUAACGGUAAUCUGCUUGUGUUAUCUGCUGAUCGUUGUGAAAGUGCGCAGCUCCGGACGAAAAGUUCGCGCUACGUCGAUUCGCCGAAGAAAGUCGGAGCGCAAAAUCACGCGCAUGGUUGUGAUCGUCGUAGCCGUGUUUGUGUUCUGCUGGCUGCCGUUUUACGUGUUAAACAUCGUGAACCUGCUUGUGCUUCUCCCGGGAGAGUUCAGAGGGCUGUAUUACUUCGUCGUGGUUCUUUCCUACGCUAACAGUUGCGCGAAUCCCAUUCUGUACGGCGUCUUGUCAGAUAACUUCAAAAGAGGAUUCCGGAAAGCCUUGUGCCGAUCGUCCAGACGUGUGGAAAACCACGAUCUGCAACCGGGAACGGGCAUUGUUGCGUUACCGCUCGAGGAGAUUCGAAGAGAACUGGAUCUGAAGGAGCAGCUGAAGGUGAUCGACGUCGAAGAGAACGAGGAGAGCGAACUCCGGAACGGAUGCAACGAGGAGAGCUCUGGGAAAGCGGACGUGGAGCGAUCCGUUAGCUCGACGCGUGAGAACAGCGGAGCGCGGGCGUCACAUCUGUCGGAGAACAGCAAGGACAAACGCUCGGUCCUGGAGAUCAGCUGCUUGUGAGCAACACUGGCUGCGU